Anopheles funestus (African malaria mosquito) is the source of this 3679-nucleotide messenger RNA. Its product is annotated as glutamate receptor ionotropic, kainate 2-like. Gene Ontology annotation, biological process: modulation of chemical synaptic transmission; synaptic transmission, glutamatergic; monoatomic ion transport. NCBI's taxonomy places the organism in Eukaryota, Metazoa, Arthropoda, Insecta, Diptera, Culicidae. Gene Ontology annotation, cellular component: plasma membrane; postsynaptic membrane. Gene Ontology annotation, molecular function: glutamate-gated receptor activity; transmitter-gated monoatomic ion channel activity involved in regulation of postsynaptic membrane potential. Bases 499 to 3549 code for a protein of 1016 amino acids. The record is from RefSeq and is a predicted model, not a curated record. The transcript is spliced from 10 exons.
UAGUUUUAUACGAACACAUGCCGUUAUUAGUAUCGGAUGUAGUAUUCGCUCAGUAUAACGCAUAGCAUCGACAGUGAAGCAGGUGCCAAAGAAUUCUACUUGAUCUUCGAAAAAAAAAUCUAAGAUCAUGAUGGAAUUAAAAUUUUCUCUCCAACUGUGACUGCACGUCUAGUUGCACGUGAAAAUCGUGAAAUAAUGUGAAAAUUGUUUGUUGGUGAAUUAGCCCAAUCGCAUAUAAGCCCGUUUCUAAACAUUGCUGAUCACAAUAGGAAAUGUAACCAAGCAAAUAACAGUGAAUAAAAACAUCAAUAAAUGUGUCUGAUCCAGUGCAGUCAACGAAUCAACGGCCAUCUCAUACGGUAUUACAUAAUCAGGCAAAGAGCAGUCGCGUGGAAAACAAAAUUGUGAUCAAAAAUAUCAUCAGAUCAACCUGGGAAAAUCGUCCUGCUGAAAGUAGGCAAAUAAAUACACGCGAUCUUCAGUGAACCUAUUGGUGUGAUGAUGAUCAGUGCCUCUUGUUGGAAAACUAUGCUACCUAUGUUUUCUUCCCGUGUGUUUGGUUGGUUGUUCCUGUUACUUUUCAUCCCAGUUGAAUCGUACAAUGGUGAUCUCGAUGAAACAGUGGAGCAUAUAAAGAUCGGAGGCCUGUUUGAUGGCGCUACGGAAGAUGCUGAACUCGCAUUCCAGUAUGCCGUAGAGGCGGUCAAUAAUGAGAAGUUAUCCUACUCCAACUACCAACUGGAGGCACAAGCCGUUCAGGUUAAGUACGGCGAUCAGUUCGAUGUGUCCAAGAAGCUAUGUCAGCUGCUUAAGACGGGAGUGGCCGGAAUAUUUGGACCGUCUUCUCCCAAAUCGGCAGUACACGUCCAGAGUGUAUGCGACGAGAAGGAGAUGCCUCACAUCGAGACCCGUUGGGACGCAUACACCAAACUGCCAACGCUUAACUUGCAUCCCCAUCCUCACAUAAUGGGACGUGUAUUUCUUGAUCUUAUCGUAGCGUUCGAGUGGAAAGAUUUCACUAUUCUGUACGAAUCCGGUCCUUGGUUACCAGGUAUCUCCGAUCUGCUUAAAAUGUACGAUCCCAAAGGUUACACGGUGACGGUGCGGCAGCUGGAUCUACGUCUGAACGGUAACUAUCGGGCAGUGCUACGACGUGUCAAGCUGUCGGACGAUAAGCGCAUUAUUCUAGCGUGUUCAAUCGAAUCCAUGCCAGAAGUGUUGAAACAGGCCCAGCAGGUAGGACUGUUGACGGACCAUCAUCAGAUCAUCAUCACUUCGCUUGAUCUGCAUACGAUCGAUCUCGAGCCAUAUCAGUACAGUGGUACCAACAUAACUGGGGUUCGAUUGAUUGAUCCUGAAGAGGAUAAGAUCAAACAGGUGGCUGAGUUCCUGAAUGCGUCACAGAUCGCCAAGACACUUGAAUUGCAUGACGGGCUAAAUCCGGCCAAAAUGCGCGUAGAAACGGCACUGAUGUACGACGCUGUGUUGCUAUUUGCUGAAGCUCUUAAGCACCUGAUCGGCAGUGAACCACCGCGUCUGCUCGAACCGAUCGCCCUGAAGUGUGACGAUCCUACGACGUGGAAAAAUGGAUACAGCGUCAUCAACUACAUGAAGAGUUCGACCAUUCAUGGACUGACACGGUGUAUAAAGUUCGAUCAUCAGGGCCAUAGGUCCGACUUUUUGCUGGACAUUAUCGAGCUCGGCCCGGCUGGUCUUGAGAAGGUUGGAGUGUGGAAUUCCACCGAAGGACUUAACUUCACGCGUAAGAAGGAACAAACGUUACAUGCGCUUGACGACGGAACACUGCAGAAUCGCACCUUUCUCGUACUGACGGCCAUUUCUCCACCGUACGGUAUGCUGAAGGAUUCGCCUGUAAAGCUCACCGGAAAUGAGCGCUUUGAAGGCUUCGGUAUCGAUCUCAUUCACGAGCUUUCGCUAAUGCUAGGAUUUAACUACACCUUCAUACUACAGGAAGAUGGCGUUUAUGGUUCUCUUAAUAGUGAGACUAAGAAAUGGAACGGCAUGGUGCUGGAACUGCUCGAAUGGCGUGCUGAUCUUGCUAUUACCGAUCUUACGAUCACAUCCGAUCGGGAAAGUGCCGUCGAUUUCACCAUGCCCUUCAUGAACCUGGGCAUCUCGAUCCUGUUUCGAAAGCCGACCAAAGAACCACCGUCCUUGUUUUCCUUCAUGUCACCGUUCUCGAAACAGGUGUGGUUGUAUCUGGGCGGUGCCUAUAUGAUGGUCUCCAUGUCGCUGUUCGUGCUCGGACGUAUCUCACCCAAGGAAUGGGACAAUCCGUAUCCGUGCAUUGAAGAGCCGGAAGAGCUGGAGAACCAGUUCAGUUUCAGUAACUCUAUGUGGUUUACGAUCGGUGCACUGUUGCAGCAGGGUUCCGAAAUUGCUCCCAAAGCCCCUGCUACACGUGCCGUCGCCUCCAUCUGGUGGUUCUUCACACUGAUCAUGGUUUCGUCGUAUACCGCAAAUCUGGCCGCUUUCCUCACUGUGGAGCAGGUUGUCUCUCCGAUCAACAAUGCGGAAGAUCUGGCAGCUGCCGGCGGUACCGUCAAGUAUGGUGCCAAGCGUGAUGGUAGCACGAUCAGCUUCUUCAAGGACGCAGAGUAUGGCACAUAUGCGAAGAUGUACCAAUACAUGAUGGCUAAUGUGGAUCUGCUUACGUCAUCGAAUCCGGAGGGUUUGCAGCGUGUCAAGACGGAAAACUAUGCCUUCCUGAUGGAGUCCACCUCGAUCGAGUACAUCGUGGAGCGUGAGUGUGACGUUACGCAGAUCGGUGGAUUACUCGAUGAUAAGGGUUACGGGAUUGCGAUGCGCAAGAACUCCCCGUACCGUAGUGCACUUAGUGAAGCGGUACUGCGGCUACAAGAACAAGGUGUGCUGACCUCGCUGAAGCGCAAAUGGUGGAAGGAAAAGCGAGGUGGUGGUGCCUGUUCGAAUACGAUGGAGGAAGGCGGUGCACUUGCACUUGAGCUGGCAAACGUUGGUGGUGUUUUUGUGCUGUUGAUCGUUGGCUGUGUCGCGGCACUGUUUGUCAGCUUCUGCGAGAUGUUCUGUGACGUUCACCGUCGUACACGCGAAUUGAAGCAAAGCACUAGCGAUGACGGUGCCGAGGAGCUUGACAUGGACAAUGUUGGUGGUGUAUUUUUCGUCCUGUUUGUCGGUUGCUCGUUCGCCAGCUUGUUUGGCUGCUGUGAGCUAUUCUUCGUCAUUGCACACCGAGCUAGGCGGCACAAGGUACCGUUCCGUGAGGAACUAAUGGCCGAGUUGCGCUUUGUAGCCAAGUGUCACGGAAACACUAAGCCGGUAAGACAUCGCAAGAGCUCAUCCGCAUCCGCCGAGAAUUCGCUCGAAUCGGCCAUGGAAUCAGCUGGUCAGUCGGCCACAUCAAGCAAACAGGACCUUUCGGGAAGCCGCACCGGCGGUGCUGGAAUAGUUGAAGGCCGUGACACAGAAUCUGAGAAUCGGCAGCGAAAACAAAACGGUGGCAAAUCGGCACUUAACGAUAGCACACGGAAGAUGAAAUCGGAUGAUUAAGUAUCUUCACCGGUUUCCCCGUUUGUUGAACAAAAAGUAUUGUUAAUACAUUGUCUAAAUCUUGGAGACAAGUUGUAGGAAUUUGCAGAAGUCAUUGUUUCAAAAUAAAGAUGUUCAAGAAUAACUAAUA